ACGCAUUACGACUUACAAUUUACGGCCUUCGAAGCCCAGUCUUUUAGGGUUUACAAGAUUGCAUUUCAUAUAAGAGCAUCUUUUGCUUCUUUACGUCUCCUUCACUAGGGUUUCAGGGUCUUCAUUCCUUUGCCGACGUCUCUCAAUCUCCAAGAUGCCUAAGCAAAUUCACGAGAUUAAGGACUUCCUUCUGACUGCAAGAAGGAAGGAUGCACGAUCUGUGAAAAUCAAGAGAAGCAAGGAUGUUGUCAAGUUCAAGGUUAGGUGCUCAAAGUAUCUAUACACUUUGUGUGUAUUUGAUGCCGAGAAGGCCAAUAAGUUGAAACAAUCACUUCCCCCAGGUUUGAGCGUACAGGAUCUUUGAAUUAAAUCUUUUCUUGGUUAGUUGAUUUGAUUUCAGGAUCUGAGUUUUGCUUUAUGGAAAGGAUUUUUGGUUGAAAUUAUAUUUCUGGAUGUUAUUCAAUUGUUAGUUAUGGCUUCUUGUAUGAACUUAUCACCGUUUUGGUCCUCUGGUUAUGAGACUUUUUAUUCUGGAA
Molecule: messenger RNA, 536 nt
Organism: Lactuca sativa (garden lettuce)
Lineage: Eukaryota; Viridiplantae; Streptophyta; Magnoliopsida; Asterales; Asteraceae
Product: large ribosomal subunit protein eL38z/eL38y
Biological process (GO): translation; protein-RNA complex assembly
Cellular component (GO): ribosome; cytosolic large ribosomal subunit
Molecular function (GO): structural constituent of ribosome
Source: RefSeq, a predicted model, not a curated record